Molecule: messenger RNA, 1214 nt
Organism: Zychaea mexicana
Lineage: Eukaryota; Fungi; Mucoromycota; Mucoromycetes; Mucorales; Lichtheimiaceae
Product: DNA-directed RNA polymerase
Exons: 7
Coding region: 45-1097 (350 amino acids)
Biological process (GO): DNA-templated transcription
Cellular component (GO): RNA polymerase III complex; RNA polymerase I complex
Molecular function (GO): DNA binding; protein dimerization activity
Source: RefSeq, a predicted model, not a curated record
CCGCUCUCGACUUUUUUUUUUCUAAAUUCUUGUACAUAAUUACCAUGCCCGGUGUCGAGCUGCCAGAGAACGUCGAAUUACUGCGUACUCGUGUCGUUGUUGAACGCGAUCGUGUUUUUAGUGUCAGCGGCAGCGAUUACCCACACCAAUAUCCCGGUAUCAACAAUGCCUGGGACGUUGAAGAAUUUAAAAAGAACCUUCGAAUCAAGAUCAACCGUUUAACGCCUGACAACAUUGAAUUUGACCUUGUUGGUAUUGAUGCAUCGAUCGCCAAUGCUUUCCGUCGUAUCUUGAUUUCAGAGGUGCCCACCAUGGCUAUUGAAAAAGUCUACGUUAUCAACAACACAUCGAUUAUCCACGACGAAGUUUUAGCACAUCGUUUGGGUUUGAUUCCUAUCCUUGCCGAUCCACAAUUGUUCCAUUUCAAGAGUGACGAAGAUGGACCUACCGAUUUGAACACCAUCGUUUUCAGACUCAAGGUUAAAUGUGAAAGCAAUCCGAACGCUUCACCCGACGAGACUGAUCCUAAAAAGAAAUAUAACCAUAGCCAUGUAUACUCGGGCGAUCUUGUAUGGGAACCCAAGGGUUCGCAGGCUGAAAAGUAUGCUGAUAACCCUAUCCGCCCCGUUCAAGACGAUAUUUUGAUUGCAAAGCUUCGACCGGGUCAGGAAAUUGACAUGGAAUUGCAUUGUCACAAGGGUAUCGGACAGGAACACGCCAAAUGGUCUCCUGUAGCAACAGCCUCAUAUCGAUUAUUACCCGAAAUUACCAUCUUAAAGCCGAUUACUGGUGACGCUGCAUACCGUUUCCAAAAGUGCUUCCCGCCUGGUGUGGUGGAUGUCGUCGAGGAGAAUGGAGAAAAGGUCGCCAAGGUCGUGAAUGCACGUAAAGAUACGGUUAGCCGAGAAGUAUUGCGACACAAAGAGUUUGAAGACAAGGUCCGAUUGACGCGAGUACGAGACCAUUUUAUCUUCAAUGUUGAAACUACCGGUAUUAUUCCUCCACAAGAUCUCUUCCCGUUGGCAAUCAACGUACUCAUGGAAAAAGUACAAGCCAUUAAGCCUUCGCUGGAACGAGUCAUGACCCAUCAAAGCUAAAAAAUAUUCACCCUUACAUUCUACACACACACACACACUCUCUCUCUCUCUCUCUCUUCUUUUCACACACACUCACAGCACAACACUAACAUAACAUUUACAUAUUAAAAAAAAGCA